Messenger RNA from Nannospalax galili (Upper Galilee mountains blind mole rat), 2624 nucleotides. It is a transcript of the gene Adora2a, whose product is annotated as adenosine A2a receptor. Gene Ontology annotation, biological process: adenylate cyclase-activating G protein-coupled receptor signaling pathway; G protein-coupled adenosine receptor signaling pathway. Lineage: Eukaryota; Metazoa; Chordata; Mammalia; Rodentia; Spalacidae. The record is from RefSeq and is a predicted model, not a curated record. Bases 570 to 1832 code for a protein of 420 amino acids. Gene Ontology annotation, cellular component: membrane. Gene Ontology annotation, molecular function: G protein-coupled adenosine receptor activity. The transcript is spliced from 3 exons.
UGGGUGAGAGCUGAAAUAGGCUCUAGGUACCCUCUGGGGCCCAGAAGUGUUACAGGAUAAAUAGAGAAACUGAGACCCAGAAAAGAAAACAUUCUUACCCACAGUCCCCCAGUGAGUCCCGGCUAAGUAUCUGCUUUGCUGAAGCAUCAUUCCCUCAUCAGGUAGGCAGAGGAACAGGUGGGGAGAGGCGUGGGAGGACAGUGAGAGGUGGAUCCCUCAGAGCAGGAAAGCAACCACAGUGUCUGCCCUGCCUAGACGUACAGCCUGCUGGCAGGGGCUCCUGGAACAGUGGGUUUGGCUUGGAGCCUGCCUUGCUGCCUAUGAGGGUGCCUCGGAACCCUGAAGCUGAGCUGAGCCAUGCCAGAGCCCCUGGAGAAAGCAUGAUUUCAGAAGAUGCAGAGUCAUUUGUGAGAAAGCCCUUGGGGAGCUCCCUCUGGGGACACUCGUGGCUCUUGUGAGGAAAGGGCUGCGGGGCCUAGGUAGGUGGACGGCUGGGCCGCAGCUAUGGACCGUGAGCUGGCCCAGACCCGUGUCCUUGCUGAGCCUGCCCGACUGUGGCUGCUCCCACCAUGGGCUCCUCGGUGUACAUCACGGUGGAGCUGGCCAUUGCUGUGCUGGCCGUCCUGGGCAACGUGCUUGUGUGCUGGGCCGUAUGGAUCAACAGCAACCUACAGAAUGUCACCAACUACUUUGUGGUGUCACUGGCGGCGGCUGACAUUGCAGUGGGUGUGCUCGCCAUCCCUUUCGCCAUCACCAUCAGCACUGGGUUCUGUGCUGCCUGCCAUGGCUGCCUCUUCUUCGCCUGUUUUGUCCUGGUCCUCACGCAGAGCUCCAUCUUCAGCCUCUUGGCCAUUGCCAUUGACCGCUAUAUCGCCAUCCGCAUUCCACUCCGGUACAAUGGCUUGGUGACAGGUGUGAGGGCGAAGGGCAUCAUUGCAAUUUGCUGGGUGCUGUCAUUUGCCAUUGGCCUGACCCCCAUGCUGGGCUGGAACAGCUGCAGUCAGGUCAAGGGAGUCGAGAACAACACACAGCAGCCCUGUGACGAGGGCCAGGUGACCUGUCUCUUUGAGGAUGUGGUACCCAUGAACUACAUGGUGUACUACAACUUCUUUGCUUUCGUGCUUGUGCCUCUGCUGCUCAUGCUGGGCAUCUACUUGCGGAUCUUUCUGGCAGCCCGGCGACAGCUGAAGCAGAUGGAGAGCCAACCCCUACCAGGGGAGCGGGCUAGGUCUACACUACAGAAGGAGGUCCAUGCGGCCAAGUCCCUGGCCAUCAUCGUGGGGCUCUUCGCCCUCUGCUGGUUGCCGCUGCACGUCAUCAACUGCUUCACCUUCUUCUGUCCCUCAUGCAGCCACGCCCCUCUGUGGCUCAUGUACCUGGCCAUCGUCCUCUCCCACAGCAAUUCUGUUGUCAAUCCCUUCAUCUAUGCCUACAGGAUCCGUGAAUUCCGCCAGACCUUCCGCAAGAUCAUUCGCAGCCACGUCCUGAGGCGUCGGCAGGAACCCUUCAAGGCAGGGGGUACCAGUGCCCGGGCCUUGGCUGCUCACAGCACUGAGGGAGAGCAGGUCAGCCUUCGCCUCAACGGCCACCCCCUGGGAGUGUGGGCUAAUGGUAGUGCCCCCCAUCCUGAACGACGGCCCAAUGGCUACACCCUCGGGCUGGUGAGUGGAGGGAGUACCCAAGGGUUUCAUGGGGAUGUGGGCCUUCCAGAUGUGGAGCUCCUUACCCAUGAGCAUCAGGAAGCAUGCCAGGAGGCCCCUGGCCUAGUGGAUCCUCUGGCUCAGGGCAGAGCAGAAAUGGCCUCAUGGUCCACAGACUUUUCUCCUUCCUGAGGAAAAGAAAUCUUUAUCUUUUGGUUGGCUGGACCAGUCUCACUGAGAGAAGAAAGUAUGUCAGAAGAAAGUGUCAGGAGAUCUACCAGGCAUCUGGUUCCCACUUUGCUCUGAGAAGAGGAUGCAUCAAAUUGGAGCAGCAUGAGGCCCAGUAAGAAAGCCUAGGGUCUGAAGAAGCAGAUGUUUUAUGCUGCAAGGCCCUGGCCUACUAGGCCAGGGUACAGCAGCAGCUCCCACACUCCACAAGCAUCAAAAAGCCCUACCUUGUCUCUGUAGAGCCACUGUGGCUUAGAAGACCUAGCCUGAUGCCUGGGAGUGGCUGCCUCAGGCCUCCUGCCAUGCAAACACUACCCUCCCCAGACUUUCUAGGGCUCAGGGAGCUGCAUGCCUGGAAGUGGCACUAGACUAUUUUUUCCGAAGAUAUAAAUGUGAGGAAAUCCCUUCUAUUUUAUUAUCUUUCCCUCCCUGGCUGCUGGGUCUGUUGUUGACCCUCCUGUCAUCCCAGCACCAGGAGUCUUCCAAAGGAGCCUCAGGCAGUCCACAAGCUGCCACACACUCAGUCACAGGGCCAUCUCUUGGGGCAACAAAACUGGGCUGGAGGACAGGAACUGUGAAGGGAAUAGUGCCAGAGCAUGGGUUCUGGCCCCAGGGGAGAGGUCAGGGCCGGCAGGCUGUGGACCUGAGCCUGGGUAGCUCAGAGCUGCCCCAUUAGAGGCCCUGUAUGCCUUUCCAUAUGAAAGGAGUGGGUUUUUUUUUCUGAGAUAAAAUAAAAUGAGCCACAUUGUGUUUUAA